This is a messenger RNA of Harpia harpyja (harpy eagle), 2550 nucleotides long. It is a transcript of the gene TAPT1, whose product is annotated as transmembrane anterior posterior transformation 1. The record is from RefSeq and is a predicted model, not a curated record. The transcript is spliced from 17 exons. The coding region runs from base 49 to 1929 and encodes 626 amino acids. Gene Ontology annotation, biological process: positive regulation of cilium assembly; maintenance of protein localization in endoplasmic reticulum. Gene Ontology annotation, cellular component: endoplasmic reticulum membrane; ciliary basal body. NCBI's taxonomy places the organism in Eukaryota, Metazoa, Chordata, Aves, Accipitriformes, Accipitridae.
UCGGGGGCGGCGGGCGCGGCGCGGGCGGCGCUGCUGCUGGCGGCGAACAUGGCCGGCGUUGCAGACGCCGCUGCCUCCGCCGCCGCGCCGGGCAGCGGCGGGGAAGGACGGCGCGGCGGCGCUCCGGAGCAGCAGGACAGCGGCCGGGGGGAGCCGAAAACUCUCUGGGGGAGCGGCGAGCCGCGGCCGCCCGCCGCCGGCCCGGGGCAGCCGUCUCCGCAGCAGCGAACGGAGACGCUGGGCUUCUACGAGAGCGACCGGGGCAGGAAGAAGAAGCGGAGCCUGUCGGAUCUUUCAUUGCUGAGAUUCAUCAGUGCUGAGCUAACAAGAGGUUACUUCCUUGAACACAAUGAAGCAAAAUACACAGAGCGGAGAGAGAGAGUAUACACGUGCAUGCGGAUACCAAAAGAACUGGAAAAGUUGAUGUUUUUUGGAAUCUUUUUGUGCCUGGAUGCUUUUCUGUAUGUAUUCACCCUGCUUCCUUUGAGAGUUUUUCUGGCAAUGUUCCGGUUCAUCACUUUGCCUUGCUAUGGCUUACGACACAACAGUUUGAUAACAGCACCACUUAGGCAUAUUCAGACGGAAGGGAAGAGCACUUUCACUUCCUUUAUAGGAUGGAAUGUGGUGUCACAGGGAUUCCUCCUUGACAGCUCUCAUCGAGGCCUAACAGCAAGUGAUAGACGUUUGCUACAACCUGCUCAGGUAUGUGACAUUCUCAAAGGAGUUAUAUUGGUCAUCUGCUACUUCAUGAUGCACUAUGUUGACUACUCUAUGAUGUAUCAUCUGAUAAGGGGACAGUCUGUCAUAAAGCUCUACAUCAUCUAUAACAUGCUUGAGGUGGCUGAUCGUCUGUUUUCUUCAUUUGGACAAGAUAUUUUGGAUGCUCUUUAUUGGACAGCUACAGAACCUAAGGAAAGAAAAAGAGCUCACAUAGGUGUGAUUCCUCACUUCUUCAUGGCAGUGCUGUAUGUCUUCCUGCAUGCUAUUCUUAUAAUGGUUCAAGCAACAACACUUAAUGUGGCCUUCAACUCCCACAAUAAAUCACUGCUUACCAUCAUGAUGUCCAAUAAUUUCGUUGAAAUAAAAGGAAGUGUUUUCAAGAAGUUUGAGAAGAACAAUCUUUUUCAAAUGUCAAAUAGCGAUAUAAAGGAGAGGUUCACCAAUUAUGUGCUGCUCCUAAUUGUAUGUCUAAGAAAUAUGGAACAGUUCUCAUGGAAUCCAGAUCAUCUUUGGGUGUUAUUCCCAGAUGUUUGCAUGGUGGUUGCUUCAGAAAUUGCGGUGGAUAUUGUGAAACAUGCCUUUAUAACAAAAUUCAAUGACAUCACAGCAGAUGUCUACAGUGAAUACAGAGCCAGUCUUGCAUUUGACCUUGUUAGCAGUCGACAGAAAAAUGCAUAUACAGAUUAUAGUGAUUCAGUUUCCAGAAGAAUGGGUUUCAUUCCUCUUCCACUGGCUGUUUUACUCAUCAGGGUCGUAACAAGCUCAAUAAAAGUACAAGGAGUCUUAGCUUAUGUUUGUGUUGUGCUGUUCUACUGUGGGUUAAUAUCUCUGAAAGUCCUUAACAGUAUUGUAUUGCUGGGGAAAUCAUGUCAAUAUGUAAAGGAGGCAAAAAUGGAGGAGAAAUUAUUCAAUCCUGUCCUGACUGCCACCCCAGGGAAGCCAGCUGGCAAACAGCAAAGCAUGUUUAAAUCUACCCAAGGAAUUUCCACAGAUGAAAAUGGAUCUACAUCAGUUACCAGUCAGCCUGUGCAUCAGAAGGAGAAUACGCCGUCUUUACUUGUAACAAGCAGUUCUGAUCAAUUUCUGACAACUCCUGAUGGAGAAGAAAAAGAUAUAAGCCAAGACAGUUCAGAAUUAAAGCACAGGUCUUCAAAGAAGGACUUGUUGGAGAUAGACAGGUUUACUAUUUGUGGAAACAGAAUUGACUAAGUUUUUGGGGUUUUUUUUUUUGUUUGUUGUUUUUUUUUUUUUUAAAUCUAUGUGCUAAGGAUACUGAGCUGUUGGGACAGCAGAUGCUACCAGAAUGGACAGUUGCCCUAAAAGGCACAUAAAUAUUUAUUUAAAAACUUAAAUUAUUAAUGGCAAAAAAUAUUAAUUUCUUUCUACAAGUAACUUGGCUUGGUAUCUGGUCAGGUCAAGUAAGUGAUCUUUAACUUGCCUCUUGGAAAAUGUGGUGGAUCGUGAGUCUCUAGCCUGGUGGCAGAGCUGCAGUAUCACUUUUCUGGAAAAUAGACUGGAAAAAAAGCAUAAUCCUGUUCUGCGUUAUGAAACCAUGCUUCCAGAACAUACUACUUUCCAUGAAGGGUUCCUCCAGUGUAAGGAUAUUCCUGGAAAUGUAUGACAACUUGAUCAGAAGCUUGCCUUUCCAGUUAACCUUGUUUUAUUAAACAUCUGCAAGCAGAAUUCAAAGCUUGUGCUUAUAUCAACAAACGCGUAAAGCAUUGGUACAUAAAACAGUAAGUCAAGAUAGUUAUUCUUGUCAACAAAAACCUUUUCAAGAUGUAUCUUGAAAAUCUUGUAAUCAGAAUAAAAUUUUGCCUUUAAAUGAAA